ACUACUCUGGAACACGGAGUUACAGUUUCCGUUGUCUCGCAUAGUGUGAGCUUUCUUUAAAGCUUCGCAUCAGAGUUUUUGGGUGGUGGCUGUUUGCUUCAUGAAGUUCUGAGUUUCCAGUGAUACACUAAACGGAAUUCAGCGUGGGGAUAUUUAUAUAGGAGACCUCAAAAGACAGUUUAACCUUAUUUGUAUGCACUUGAUAAAGGGUGCUACUUGUUUUUUUCUGUUUUGGAAGAGAAUAGCGUUUAACAGUUCACACAACAAAGAGUAGUCUAGCUUGGUAGUUCUGUAGCUAGCUAGCUUGCUAGAUAGCCUACCAUACAUUAUUAGCUAGUUAGCAUUAGCUUAGUAGCUAAGAGGAGCGGCAAAGAGUUACGGAUCGAUGCAGGCCAUAAAGUGUGUUGUUGUGGGAGACGGGGCUGUGGGUAAAACAUGCCUGCUGAUCAGCUACACAACAAAUGCUUUCCCUGGGGAGUACAUUCCCACAGUGUUCGACAACUACUCUGCCAAUGUGAUGGUGGAUGGGAAGCCAGUGAACCUGGGGCUCUGGGAUACAGCUGGACAGGAAGACUAUGACAGACUGCGCCCACUCUCCUACCCACAGACAGACGUGUUCUUGAUCUGCUUCUCCCUCGUGAGUCCUGCCUCAUUUGAAAACGUCCGUGCCAAGUGGUACCCAGAGGUCAGACACCAUUGCCCCAACACUCCCAUCAUCCUUGUGGGCACCAAGCUGGAUCUGAGAGAUGACAAGGACACUAUUGAGAAGCUGAAAGAGAAGAAGCUGACCCCUAUCACCUACCCUCAGGGUCUGGCCAUGGCUAAGGAGAUUGGAGCGGUAAAGUACCUGGAGUGCUCAGCCCUGACGCAGCGUGGCCUUAAGACGGUGUUUGAUGAGGCCAUCCGGGCGGUACUGUGCCCCCCGCCCGUCAAGAAGAAGAAGAGGAAGUGUCGGGUACUGUAAGCCUCGUGCGCUACGGGAAAAAAUCUGCAAUCUGAGCUCACCUGCUGGGGUGAAGGGGGAGGGAGAGGAGAGAAGAGGAAAUGCCACAAAGCAUGUACAUUCAGUUAUGCCAUUCUCUCUCAUGCAUUGUAAUUAGCACUACUUACAAUUGAUUUUAUCAUAUGAGUGAAAUCAUACCGUUAGCUCUUGGAAGGAGGAAAACGUUAACCCGAUUCUUUUCCCUACUUGCAAGACUAAAGAAUUCCUGCUGCCUUCUGAUUUGUACUUCGGUUUUUUACUUUUCUGAAACGGUGAACCAAGCAUGUCCUUUCAGUUUCCUUUUCUUUCCACUCAUCUUGAGAACCCAUUUUGUUUGUUUACAAUCUUCAAUUGUAUUGAAUUGAGGUGUUGCCAAAAUAUGAACUCCAGAUUACAAACAUCAUUGUAAAACUUCAGACACUAAAUGCAUUUUUAUUUUUGUUCAUGAGGUUUACGCCUACACAGCACAGAAACGGUUAUUUGGUAUCUUGAAUAAAAUGGUUGUAUUGAUAGAAAAAAAAUGUAAUCACUCGACUUUUACAGAUGUUGCAGUUGCAGAAAAGCUUUGAAGGAUAAGUGUACAAUAUAGCCAUGUUGAACAAGGGGGGAUUCAGAGGAAUCUUAAUCAGAGUGGGUUAGAUUAACUCUGAAAUGCAUUACCAAUGCAAGAGGUGGUCAAACAAGAACGCAAAUCUACACGCUACAUCAUCCUAACGAGAAAUACUAAGAACAGUAUAGCUAGCCUGUGUAAGUGAGACGUUAACAGUUCAGAUUUUGUCCUCCUCUUUUUGAGCGAGCACACAGAAUUUCAGGGAGGAGGCUCAAAUGGUUCAGCCUUACACUGGAGCAGGUGUGUCUGUCAUGAUCUGCCACUCAACAGAAAAGGGGGGAGGUUCUUUAUCCGCCCAUGUUGCAUUGACCCCUCCAUUUAACCAAUCUAUGAAAGAAUAUAACAGAGGGAGCAUUUAUGUAUAUUACUGAAGACAUUUUUAUAAGUAUUGUCUAAAGAGCCAUCAUUGUGUAACCCAGGCUUUUAGCUUCACAUUGAGGAUUGCUGCACCAUGCAUUUUACUUAAUUUGGGCAUUUGACAUAAUCCACUAAUUCCACCAUUCCCAUCUUCCCAUAUUUUAUGAACAUAACAGUUCCAAUCAGAGUAAUUGUUUGUGUUCUGAGACUAAGCAAUCAAAUGUGAGCAUUUAAAAGUUAAAGCAAAUGCUAAUUUUGGCUGCUUUAGCCAUGUUGGUAACUACAAAUCACUGUUUAUUUUGUUAUGUGAAUUGGCUGUUUAUUUUUCAAGUUAUACAUUACUGUAUUUUUAAACUAACACUCAACGAUGUAUUGUUCAUUACCUCUUGAAGUUAUAACUGUUAACAUUACCUUAAUCCUAUAGUUUUAUGCAGAUAUUAUGCAAUAUUGUACUUAAGUAGCUGACUGGUAAAUUUUAGAAUUGCAAUGUUCAUUUUUUCAACCUUGGAAUCAAAUGAUCAAAAAGUGCGGGAUUGAAGCUUAAUCACAUCUUUACUCAUUUAGCAGUGUUGCAAUGUGACCGUUUAAGCAGACAUGAUUAUAAGGAGCUUUCAUUUUUUCAGGCAAUGGUGGUUUUUAUUUUCCCACAUAAUGAAAUGUAUAGUAACCUUUGCUGAAUUUAAAAAGCCAAUAAAUGCAAUUAAAACUCA
This is a messenger RNA of Anguilla rostrata (American eel), 2659 nucleotides long. Its product is annotated as ras-related C3 botulinum toxin substrate 1. Gene Ontology annotation, molecular function: GTPase activity; protein kinase binding; GTP binding. The transcript is spliced from 6 exons. The record is from RefSeq and is a predicted model, not a curated record. NCBI's taxonomy places the organism in Eukaryota, Metazoa, Chordata, Actinopteri, Anguilliformes, Anguillidae. Bases 386 to 964 code for a protein of 192 amino acids. Gene Ontology annotation, cellular component: cell projection; cytoskeleton; cytoplasmic vesicle. Gene Ontology annotation, biological process: motor neuron axon guidance; cortical cytoskeleton organization; engulfment of apoptotic cell.